Molecule: messenger RNA, 6641 nt
Organism: Actinia tenebrosa (Australian red waratah sea anemone)
Lineage: Eukaryota; Metazoa; Cnidaria; Anthozoa; Actiniaria; Actiniidae
Product: WD repeat-containing protein 86
Molecular function (GO): protein binding
Source: RefSeq, a predicted model, not a curated record
GUCUUCUUCAGCCUCGGAACUUGAUGCGCACGUUUAGAAGGUACUUUUUCCCGCUUUUGAAACCGUUUUUGCACGGAUCGUUUUUAUGCUGGUCGUUAAAACCUUAAGUAGAUUCGAAUAUAUAGCAAACAACAGAAAAAAGGCAUUUAGGACAAUUUUCUGCGCUUUGGAGCAAGAGGCAGCGAAGCGAGAAAAAACCUCUAAGGAACAAAUACAAUUCCAGCGACUGAAAAGAUUCUGAGCAAAGUCCCACUGAAUCGAAUCCACAGUCAUUCAUGUCCAGCUGCAUUACCCGGUCGAGUUGGUAGUUCUACUGAGAUUACUGUAGCUGUGAAUUGAACGACGCAAGAUAACGGUUAGUUGGUACAAUACUUUCUUAUGGCUUCCGACUUGAAUUAACAUCGCAUCGAUGGCAGCAAAAUAUAGAUCUGCUGUAAUCAAGAUAACCGAGAAUUUAGUACACAAAUCGUAAACUAAAGCAACUUCACUUCGUUCACCUCGACUGACAAACUUGUUAUAAACAUGGGCUCGGGAAGUUCCAAGUCUUCGAAGAAAGGCGGCAAAGGAAAGAAGGACAAGACUUUCCUCAUUAAAUCGCUCGAGCAGCACGAAGGGGGAAUCAACUCCAUGUGUCUAAGUCAAGGUGGAAGCACAAUAAUAACAGUAUCGGAGGACAAAACGGGUCGACUAUGGGAUACUAAAACAGAGGAGUGUGUUGGUACACUGACCGGCCAUACAGGAUAUAUUACGUACGUUUGUGCUUCGGAUAAAUACGCGUUCACAGGUUCGUCAGACAAGACAAUCCGCAAGUGGAACUUGGAGACAGGGGCCUGUUGCAAAGUUUUCGAAGGUCAUGCUUCAGUGGUACACCGGCUUAUCUAUGCAGGAGAUAUACUUUUUUCUAGCUCCUACGACAAAACAAUCAGAUGUUGGCACGCAGAUACAGGCGAGAAACUCAAGGUGUUUCGAGGCCAUAAGCGCGGCGUUCAUCCAAUACUUCUUGUACCAUCUGAGGCUAAUCGUGGUACCUACAUUGACAUGGACAAUAGCGAUGAUAUUUUGGUUUCGGGAUCGUCAGACAACACUGCUAAAGCAUGGGAAAUGAACUCUAACGAUUGCCUUAUUACGUUUAAGGGACACGAAGGUCCCGUUUUAUGCCUGGCGGUCGAUGGAAAAGGAAAACUYUUGUUUACCGGUUCAUCGGACUGCACAGUACGUUCGUGGGACUUGCUAACGGGUGCACCMAUAAAAGUUUUUAAAGGACACUCAGCAUCGGUGCUCAGCAUACAGAUUGUAAACAAAUUAAUGUACACAUGUAGUGCUGACUACACUGCAAGGUGCUGGGUGGUAGAAUUUGGAGACUGUACGAGAACCUACAAAGGCCAUAAGCAUGUAGUUAGCACAAUGUUGGUGCAAGAUGGUCUACUAUUUACUGGUGAUGGAGAUGGUUUGGCUAAAGCAUUUGAUGCAAAGUCAGGAGUUUGCAAGCGAACUUUCAAGGGCCACCUGUACUCAAUUGCUUCAUUACUGGAACAUAAGAACAAGCUUUACACUGCCUCCUAUGAUUGUACCUUAAAAAUCUGGGACACCUCUAAUAUCAGAGAAAAUGAAGAUGACAUCUACAGUCAAGAAAAUGGGGUGAAGUAAGGUGAAAUUUUUCGCUUAGCAGUGGAAUGGGUACACAACAAUCACAUUUCUUAAAAUAUUUGAAACAAUUAUUGUUUGCUACUUUCAAUAAUUGAUUCCUAGUUUGUUUAAAUCAGUAUCACCCUUUAGAUCUCAGGAGGAUCGUGAAAAUGAUUAAAUAGCAUUCUUUAAUUAUUAAGGCACAUUAUUACAGUACAUUUAAUAUCAAUAUUAUUCAAUGUAUAAUUGGUCCUAAUUGCUAGAAUUUAAAACAACACUUGAACACAAGUUUAUAAUAGCACAUUAACUUCUGACAAUAAUUAUGAUAUAAAUGCAGCAAAGAUGCAGCARUAGCAAACAGAACACUAAGAUUGGAAAAAAUAACUGACAGAUUACUGGUACAUGUCAAGCAUUGUUGUGUUAAAAAUCUUCAAAAUUAAAGUUCUAAAUUCAAGRUAUUCCAGGUUCUGGGAUUAAAUCAGUGGAGUGCAUUCAGUUAAUUCGUGAAACUUUAGUAAAACAAAAUUGUACGAAAUCCUUUGUCUUUUAUUGUUUAAUUUGUACUAUUUAGUACAAAAUAGUAAUUUGUGUUUUUACGGAUUAACUGAAAGCAUUCUAACAAGCGUUUUUUUAAAGGAAUUCAAUAUACAAUAUAUCAUAAUUUAACUACUAAUUUUCUCUCUUUGGGCAGACUAGACCAUUAAUAUCAAAGAGAUUAAUUAAUUGCUGCAUUUCCUCUAACAUGUAUUGUAUUACAUAGUUAGGGUAUAGUGUUUUGAUAGGGAUCUAGUCGGCUAACUGCAGGAAUUAAUUUCUAAAAACUAUGUUCUAUGUUCUAAAUGGACUUGAGUCAAACAACUUGAUAAACAAGGUACCUGAUAAGAUUUAUAGGUUUUAUCUUGCAUGAUAUUAAGAGUAACAGUCCUCUCUAUGGAGCGACGGAAUAACUAAAUUACUAAAUAUGCAUCUCAUAGGGUUUUGUAAAUAUUUUUAUAUGAAAAGAAUUAUUAAGUACUCUUAGUAGUGAUGUGUAGAAAUGCUGAACCAGUUAAAAUUUGACUGCAGAAAUUACUUCAGUUGACAAGCAGUUUAUGUUGAAACUGUAUUAUCUGAAGAUCAGCUGUUAAAAACAUGCAUGUUUGGGCCUGGAAUAUAUUUGGUUGUAUGAGAAAAAGAAUGUGAAAGAGGAUUCUGGUAUUAGUAGUUUCAACUGAAGAYGAAUAAGGGAAAAGAAGAAAAUUACAUAGCUUUUCCUUGGAAAAGUUGUGUUGUCACCCCCUUGAUAUGCUUAUUAAUUGGAAUCAUCCUCUCUAGAGGAAGUAUGAUUGGAUAUUUUCUCUAAUGACACAUUUGACUGUCCUUGAAGUGUAGCAAGAAAGUAAGUUGGAAUUUGGAGCAGUUUUCAUAUCACAAAAGAAUGUGAAAAGCUCGCAGCACGAAUGCGGUCAUGAUAUGACAAGGCAUACACCAAACCAUUCACAUUGGUAARAAUUUACUCUCCAUCUAAUCAGAWACCCAACAUACAGCAUGGGCAGGGUCAUGCCAAGGUUACAGCACUACUAGACCAAUCAUACGGUGUGAGAAAAAACAGCCGCAAUUUAAAUUCAAGAAUUAUAAACAUAAUGGUAUUAAACAGCAAGGCACUGCAUACAGCAUAGAGCUUUUCACAGUUAUAGGAAAACUGUUCUAGUACCCAACUUAAACAUGAUAUAUACUGUUAUUUCCCAUUUAUUUCAAUAUUUCCCAUUUAUUUCUACAAAGGAAAGGUAGGAACCUAAUGUACAUUGUAGUGUACCUCACAUAGGAAAUUAAGAAGAAAUAAAUCAGUAGAAAGGUUAUUUUCAUUCACCUUUUCGGCGCUAGCCGUCACGGGGUAUAAAUUGUUUUAGAUCUUGUUACAGUCACCAAAAAGUUCAGACAUUGUUCUCGAAUUUUUGUACAAAUGAACUGCCUCUAAAUGAACUGUUUACUUGGUUAAUGUUUAGUUAGUUCUUUAAAUAAUCAAGUAAAUAAUCAUUUUUCUAGCUUGAUUGAAGCUUUUCUUACUGCUGUUAAGAUAGCUAACUAAAGAAAUCUACCUAAAUUUUCUCUUUAAAGUCAGUGAAUUUGUAUGGAAGUCCGAGAAUGAUGUCCGAACUUUUUGGUGACUGUAACACAACCCAAGCUAGCGCCAAAAACGUGAAUUCAAAUUUAAACAUUUCAUUAGUUUUUGGUAGCCAAUUUGGUGUGACUCAAAUUUGGCGCAUGUUAAAAGGAUAAUUUAUUUAGAUUAUGAAAACCAUAAAUAUUUAUUAGAGCAAUAUUAUUAGUUGACAAAUUAUAAGUUAUAGCUAUAGUCAUAGCACUGRUAGUAUUUAUAUUCAUAAGGACUAUCCUUUGAAGAAUUAAAUGUAACCUGCAAUUCUGAUUUAAUAUAUUCAAGAUUUAUUAAUAUAUAGGACAGCCAGAUUGUACACAUUUUACCAAAAAAUGAUGUUCCAUUAAGACAAAGAAGAGAGCAAACCCUAAAUAAGCCCACAAUCAUUAUUACACAGAACCCACAAAAUAAUGUGCUUGUUUUCAAUGCCAUGAAAUUAUUGUUUGAACUUAAAAGCAAUGUUACAGGAGACAUUAUUUGCAAUGACAAUUUAUWACACAAUGCUGAGAAAAAUGUGUCAUUUUGAGUUGCGAGGUUUUGACUUUGGAUCCAAAACUUGCAACAUGUCGAUGAAAGUCAAAAUUGCACUAAAACUUGUUCUCGUAUGUUGCAAUAAUGUUGCACAAAAAAUCAUUUUUAGCAAAUCCUCUCUCGUUACAUUGCCUCCAAAUAUUCUUUGAGCUCUUUCAUCAUAAUAAUCAACCAAUGAUGAAGCAUGUCUUUAUUUGUUAUUUCAAUUCUUUGGGGGAAAAUGCAGAUUAUUUAACUAGUCAUGUAAGCAUCAAAUACAAUCUAAAUACAUACUUAAAGAAUCAGUUAUAAAGUUAUAAAGUACAGAUACUAUAAGUGUGCACUAAAUAGUACUAUAUAGUGCUAAAUUAAGAUAAUUACACUGUCUUUUUAUUGUUUAAAUUGUGCUAUUUAGUGCUAAGCAUUGCACCCUUGUAGUGUUCAUACUCUAAUGCUAUCCACAGAAUGAUAUUUAUCAACUAAAUUGAAACACUGCAGCUAAAUACUAGGCAAUGCACAUUUAUCUCAAAUAACAAUUAGCACAGUCAUUAUAAAUUUAUAGAUCUUCUUUUCAAACUGUCAGAUAAAGCAAUGUUAUGGCAUAGUAGGUUAGAGUACAUACAAACACUAUAAGUGUGUAACAUAAAUACCACUAAAUACUGCUAAAUUAUGGUAAUCCUAUUGUUUUCCAUUGUUUAAUGAGCACUAUUUACUACUAAAUAGUGCAAAGUGUUGCACACUUUCAGUGUUUGCACUCUGUGCCUCAUGGUAAAUAGUGAACAAGUUAGGUAAGUGGUCGGUUAUCUUACUGUUAAUCUUACCAUUAUCUUACUGUAAGUCAGAGUAGGUAAGCAUUAUGGCAAGUCUCACUUAUUCACAAUCAGUUUCAACAGCUAGCUACCAUUAAGCAGUUAUUUUUAACCCUGUAUGGAUGAUUGAAUAGAGCAGAUUUUCUAUGACUGUGUAUAACUGUGCCCCAAUCAUGACAUGUAUUCUCCUCACCAAAUAGACUAUCAAGUUAUGCUGUUCUACUACUGAGUUGUUCAAUGUCAUGAACACCAAUUCUUUACUAUUACCAUACUGUAUGGCACUAUAUUUUUCACACUCAUGAAAUCUGCUCUAUAUUUUGAAAUAUGCCAAAUAUUUCAUGACUUGCAGCACUUCUAACAUGGUAAUUAAUAACAUGACCAAGAUAUUCACGAUUGGUUUACAUAAUUAUUUUGCCACUUUGGAUUAGCAUGACUAGAAAAUAAUCCAACUACUUGUAACAUUACAACACUACCUGUCAACAGCAUUCAAAUUACCAAUAACGUAAUACAGCAGUAAAGAUAAUUGACAACCUGCUAUGCUUGAAUCUGGCAKGUUAAAGUUUUGAUUUACAUAUAGUUUUAACAUUCAGUCCAAGUGUUUCUAUGGUAACUGCUAUGAUUAUUUGUGAGAAUUCUUACUUAUGACUGGUUGACUUAGCUUUGCACAAGCAUUGUAGCAGUGGCACAAAAUCAGCCAAUCUCUGUGGCAGCCAUAYAAUUGCACAGRGCUUAAAAUAACRGCCAGACAUCACACAKUGUCUACCCAGAAUYGGAACUUGUCYGGUCAAAUCUUUGCCUUGCCAGUCAUUUUGACCAGUAACGYUGAGCCAGAAAUAAGGUAURAURAUGACCACCAUCACMACCAUGACUGCUGACUUACCRGCUGUUAUUUUAAGCCCUGAUUGCAUUAGUUGCCUUCCAUAGAAACAUUAGAGAUUAAAGAGAAAUUAAGCAACAAAACUUUCAACACAACAGACUCAACUAAGAAACCCAGAAUGCAAAAUCAGUCAAUUAAAAAUAUCUUAGACCAAAGAAAUAAAAAAAAACGAUUGGAGGUUUUAAAAAACUACCUGAGAACAGCCAUGUUGGAAAGCUGAAGGACGGAAUCAUCCAACAUGACUGCAUUCAAAUGAGUGUUUAAAACCUCUAUGCAAGCAUGCUAUACAAUGUACCUGGCAGUUAAAUAACUGGUCAGCGCUUCAGGGAAUUCUGUUUUGAAUCCAAUGAUAGAUAAUAUAUUUCAGUAAAAAAAAGUUAGACAAGCUAUUUCAAAGGCAUAUUAAUAUUCAAAAUGCUAUUAAUUGCAUGAGAAAACAAUUUUAUUGGAUUGUUACAAGUCAGGUCAGAAUUCAAAACUUUCUGUUUGUUACUGAGGUUGUUUGCACCCUUUUUGAGGUGAGAACUGCCAUAGAGUGUAACAAUAUCGACAGCCUUUUUUUCACAAAUCUAAAUAGCAUUGAAAUGCCAAUACUGUAUUUGAAAUAGCUCRAUCAAAAGCACUUGUAAAAUGGAAWAAUGCUCCAUAAUUUGGGAACAAUAAAAUUCAAUAUCACCAACAA